CAACUCCAAAAUAACAACCGCACCCAUUUCUCAAAACACCUGAACCCCCCCCAACAUCUGAGAGAGAAACAACAACCAUGUCCCAAGACCCCCGCCUCAAACCAUUCCACCACCUCCAAGCCCCCUACAAAACCUUCCAGGAUACCACCACCAACACCUCCCAAGAAAUCCAAACAGACAUCCUCAUCCCAAAGACCAUUCCCAACCCCAAGCCCCUCCCUCUAAUAAUCUACUUCCACGGCGGAGGCCUAAUAUGCGGCUCCUCCCUCCACCCCGACUGGUUCCCAAACUACCUCCUCGAUCUAGCGCAAACCACGCCUGCCGUCCUCCUCGCCCCGAACUACCGUCUCCUCCCGGAGGUCACCAUCCACGAGGUGUUCGGCGACGUCCUCGACUUUUGGGACUGGGUGCACGCCCCGGCCAGCGUUGCCGCGCUGCUCGCCGCGGUCCCUUCACCCCAGAAUACCUCGGACAGGCUCGCAGUUGACGUCGCCCGCGUCCUCGUGGCGGGCGGUUCCGCCGGCGGGUAUCUGGGUCUGUGUCUGGCGCUGCGGGUUCCCGAUCAGAUCGGCGGAGUGGUCGUGGGGUAUCCUGCUUUUUUGGGGGUGUCGUCUUCUGCGGUGGCGUCUGCUGCUGCUGCUGUAGCGGGGGGAGUAGCCGGGGGAGCAGGAUCUUCCUCGGUGAGAGGUGACGAUGAAGAGAGGAAGAGUGGAUUGAGCAACGGGGAUGGGGUUAGCCCAACCUCCACCACAACCACAACCGCAACCACAACCGCAACCACAACCACAACCACAACCACAACCACAACCACACCCUCCCCCUCUCCAACUACCCAAGACCUAAACCAAAUGCACCACCUCCUCAACACAGCCCUCGCCCUCGCCGCCCAGAACCGCCGCCCCGUCCGCACCUCCACGACCCCCCCGGACCGCCUCGACCUGAUGAAUGCGGCGAUGCGCACGGGCCGGAUCGCCGAGCUAUUCGCGCGCGGCGUCGACCCGGCGGCCCACGACCCGGACCGGACCCUGCGGUAUCCGAUGGAGAGGCUGGAUGAGCCAGCCCCUCAGGUUCCGCGGGGUGGGAUUGUAAUCUUGCAUGGGCGGGAGGAUGAGGUCGUGUCUGUGGAGGAUAGUGUGCGGUUCGUUGGCAAGGCGAGGAAGGUUUUGGGACCAGAGGGGGGUGCGGGGAAGGUGGUGGUUGUGGUGCGGGAGGGGGGGCAUGGGUUUGAUACACCUGGUCCUUAA
Messenger RNA from Aspergillus brunneoviolaceus CBS 621.78, 1244 nucleotides. RefSeq lists its product as uncharacterized. The transcript is spliced from 3 exons. Gene Ontology annotation, molecular function: hydrolase activity. The coding region runs from base 78 to 1244 and encodes 388 amino acids. Lineage: Eukaryota; Fungi; Ascomycota; Eurotiomycetes; Eurotiales; Aspergillaceae. The record is from RefSeq and is a predicted model, not a curated record.